Molecule: messenger RNA, 2325 nt
Organism: Fusarium venenatum
Lineage: Eukaryota; Fungi; Ascomycota; Sordariomycetes; Hypocreales; Nectriaceae
Source: RefSeq, a predicted model, not a curated record
AUGACGUUGAGUUCGGACGAAGGCGAGAUCGUCGAGAAUUGCGCAGAAGAUUUGAAGGCAACUUCACUGCAGCACACUGGAGGAAGCAGUGUUGACCGUCAAAACAGACAAAAAGAUAGACUUUCGACUCCAGACCACGACACGGCUUCCAGAUACAGCAACGGUUCACGACGAAGCAUUUCACCCCGUGGCUACAAGCGACCUCACGACGAUAGAGGCAGAGACAGAGAUUACCACAACCCCCGAUCUCGCGACCAAGACCAUCGAAACUCUCGCCACAACUACGAGGACCGUCGACGCGAUGAUCCUCGCAAGUCUCGUGGACAGUACGAUGACCUCGACCGACCUGCACCGCGCACUUCCAACUACGGCUAUGGUGGCCGCGACCGGAGCCGCGACCGAGACAGCUAUCGCGAUGGAGACCGAGAUCGGUAUUCCAAUAAACGACCUCGAAACAGGAGUCGCUCUCCUCAGAAAUCCCGACGCGCAGACAGGGGCAGAUUUGAUCGGUUUGCAAAAGAAGGCCAGCACGAUCAUCGCAACGAUGGGCCGAGAGGACUCACUUACGAUGAUAGCUCACGGGAUGGUGGUUCAAUGUCCAAGAGGACGACAGUAGGAGAGGCUUCACACGCCCGAGGACAUGAUGCUAAACCUGAACAAGGCCUUACCAAUGGACAUGGCCCCUCCACGACUUCUCAGCAACAACCCGAACGAAAACCAGAGCCUGAGCCUGAGCCCGAUUAUGAAGAGCCUGAACCUGUUGACGAAGAAGCUGAAAUUGAACGACGCCGCAAGCGACGUGAGGAGAUCCUGGCCAAGUCCAGUUCGGCAACUCCUCUCCUGCUCCAUGCUGUAGGAGCUGCGGCCAGCAAAGCACGCGCAGCAUCUCCUGCAACCCCUGUGCCCGACACGCCCGCAAAGACUCAAUCUGAGAUUGAGAGCCCUUGCACCCCUCGAUCGGACAUCGCAUCACCUCGCUCACCCGCAUCUCAUGUUGAAAUGUCACCUGGGGGGAUUAAUCUCCUUGACGACAACCAACUAAUGAAUUCUCAUGGAAAGGUUCAGGAACAUGACGAGGAUGGGCCAUCGGCAGCUGACUACGACCCUACUAGGGACAUGAAGGAGGAUGAGCGACGAGAUGAACUCCGACAUGGACAUGUUGUACUUCAUGGUGAGCAGCAUCCUAUUGCAACAAAACCACAGCCUCAGGAAAAAGACCAAGAAAAGCCGGCUGAAAAUGCCGGCGGCGAAGAUGAUGACGACGACUUUGAUAUGUUUGCCGACGAUUUCGAUGAGGAGAAAUAUGCUACCAAGCCCGUCGAGCCUGUAGCACCUAUCGAGGGUGACGGCAAAGCCCCUGACAUGCCAAACAUCAAGGGGGGUAUUCUUGAAGGCGACGACAAGGAUGGAUACUACAAGAUCCGUAUUGGUGAAGUUCUGAACGGUCGAUAUCAAAUCCAAGCAGCACUUGGACGGGGUAUGUUUUCAGGUGUCGCCCGUGCCGUCGACAUAACCACAAAGCAGAUUGUUGCCAUCAAGAUGAUGCGAAAUAACGAUGCCCUGAGAAAGGGAGGCUACACUGAGAUUGCCAUCCUGGAGAAGCUCAACGAGGCUGACCCUGAGGGACGUAAACACAUCAUCAAGUUUGAACAUUCGUUUGACUACAAGGGCCAUCUGUGUAUGGUAUUCGAGAACUUGAGUAUGAACCUGCGAGAAGUUCUCAAGAAGUUUGGCAACAACGUAGGCAUCAACCUCGGAGCGACACGAGCAUAUGCAUACCAGAUCUUUGUGGCUCUGGCUCAUAUGCGAAAGUGCAGCAUUAUCCAUGCUGAUCUCAAACCCGACAACAUUUUGGUGAAUGAAAGCCGUAACGUGCUCAAGAUUUGUGAUUUAGGUACAGCCAUCGACAAGACCGAUGCGGCGACUGCGCAUAUGGAUAUUACACCAUAUCUCGUCAGUCGAUUUUACCGAGCACCGGAGAUUAUCUUGGGUAUCCCUUACGACUACGCGGUUGACAUGUGGUCCAUCGGCUGCACGCUGUACGAGAUGUACACGGGCAAGAUCCUCUUUGCUGGCGACAGCAACAACCAGAUGCUCAAGGCCAUUAUGGAGAUCAGAGGAAGGUUGACGCCGAAGUUGUUUAAGCGAGGACAAUUGGCUCCUGUUCAUUUCGAUGACAAGGGCCAAUUCGUCAGCGUCGAACGAGACAAGGUUUUAGACAAGGUUGUUUGUUGUUGUUAUUGUUUUUCGUCAUCCUCCACUCCUUACGUCUGCAUCCAAGCGCCAUAUGGCCACUGUAUGUGUGGCCUAACACGCGAUGUCUAA